AUGAUAUGGCUGAUGGAGGUGUGGGGGUGUAUUCCCCUUCUACUAAUACUCACACUGCCUCUCUGCUUCAAACGCAUCACGUCUACGAAGUCUAAAUCGUCGAAGUCGUCGGGCAGUCGAAAAGCGGGUGAUGCCAGUGAUCCAUCACACAAAGCAUUCAAACCAAUUCCCGUCAAGCUGAUCGACACUAAGAAAUCGCCGAAAAAGUGCUGCAAGACGGCCCGUGAGCAGCGCACCCACUGCAGCUUCCAUCUGAAUGUCGAGCAACGCGACGAGACGGACCUCGAGGAAGUGGAGGGGGACAAUCCGUUGGCCCGAAAAGCCGAGUGCCAAUCGGGAAUGCUGUGGAUUGCAAAGAGUCGUGUCAAGACAGGACCCACACAAGCCACCACUGAACCACAACAACAACAACAGCAGCAGCAGCAGCAGAACAACAAGACCCAUCAGCCGCAGCAGCCCCUGAGUGGAACCCGGCUUCGAUGGCCCCUCAACAACACCACAGCCGCCAAUAAUGAAUAUGGAAAGACACAAAAGAAGACACAGCCAAUCGCCAUUAAUGGUGGCGAUGAUGAGAUGAUGAAGACGCAAUCCCUGGAGAAGAUUGUGGCCCCGGAGACGAGUUCCCCUCAACUCGACACGGCAUGCGAUCACUCGUCCGGAUAUCUAUCGCUUCUCUCGCCCUCUCGCAAU
Messenger RNA from Mesorhabditis spiculigera, 690 nucleotides. The record is from the annotation of a GenBank genome assembly. NCBI's taxonomy places the organism in Eukaryota, Metazoa, Nematoda, Chromadorea, Rhabditida, Rhabditidae.